AUGAGCCCACAACCGGCAACGAAGCAAAACUCGCAAUCUGGAAAUUCAAAAUGGGAAUCGACGUUUCCGGUUGAAAUUGAGUUGGAAAAAGAGUCGUAUGUGUUUGUUCACCGUUUUAUCAAAUGUGCAUCAGCAUUCAUCCUCUACAAACGAGGACUUCUUGGAGAGAAAUGUUUCAGAACACGCAACAUCGAGAGACUACUGAUUCCAACAUUCGAUAGGGCUGAGCCGAAAGCAGAAAGGCUCAACAAGAUAAUGGACUCACUGAAAGAAGCAAUUGAGAAGAAGUAUCUGCGACAGUUUGCACUUGUGUUCUACCGAAAACCUAACGAAGAAGAUAUUGUUGAAGUUUUUGCAUUUCGAUUGAUGUAUGGAAAAGAAGACGAAAUCGUUCUUUCCGUCGAUUCUGGCGCUGGCUUCGAAGAUUUCAAUCAGAAUCUCUUGAGUGCUACCUUCACGAGCUUGAAGGAGACUCAAAUGUAUUUUAUCGACACGUUCAAAAAACUUUGCAAAUGUUUCAGACUCUUAGGUAGUCUUCCAGAUGCAAGUGAUGCCAGUUUCCGAAUUUCGUUUACCGAAGCUGCUCCAAAUGAUUACAUGCCAGAUGGGUUUAACGAAUCUCCGAAGUUUUAUAACAUCGGGUCGGAUUUCAAAUCAACACAAAUGGGAAUCGUUUGCGGUGGUUUUCACAAAUUACAAAUAGCCGCUGCUUCAACUCUUAUGAAAAGUGAAACCGAUUUUGAUGAGACCAUCAAUUCUAUGAAUCUGUCUGUCAUUGCUAAAGAGCCUCCUUCGAGUGUCAAAUCGAGAAAAGGAGCACAAAAGAAAAUCGCUAGAAAAGAUCAACGGGCACCAUAUGGAAAGACUGAAACACUGAAUAAAAGAAAUUCAGUGGCACAAGAACCGGUUUGA
Molecule: messenger RNA, 912 nt
Organism: Caenorhabditis remanei
Lineage: Eukaryota; Metazoa; Nematoda; Chromadorea; Rhabditida; Rhabditidae
Exons: 4
Coding region: 1-912 (303 amino acids)
Source: RefSeq, a predicted model, not a curated record